AUGUAUGUGAGUUAUCUUUUGGAAAAAGAAGCCAGCAUGUAUCCAGGAUCUUUAAGGUGCAACAGUCACAACCUGCCAGUGCAAAACUUCGCCUCCACAACACCUUAUAGCGAUUACAUGGGAUACCAUCAGGUGCAAAGUACUACAGACAACCGUGGACAGCCGGCUGGGAGCUGGGGCCCACCCUACGGCCUGCAAAGGGAGGACUGGAAUGCUUAUCAUGGACCUGGACCAUCCAGCACAGCGACCCCCACACCCAUGAGCGGAUCAUCUCCUGGGCAGAUCUCCUACACUUCUGGCAAUUACAGCUCCCUGAAUCCUGGGGGAUCAGGGGCUUUGCCUCCUGUAGAUACAAUUAACACAGAGCAAAUCUCUCCUCACAGUCCAAGACACAGCUCUUACGAAUGGAUGAGGAAAACAGCCCAGUCCACUUCCACAGGAAAAACAAGAACAAGAGAGAAGUACCGUGUAGUUUACACAGAUCAUCAGAGAUUAGAACUGGAGAAAGAGUUUCAUUACAACAGAUACAUAACGAUCAGGAGGAAGUCUGAACUAGCUGCAAACUUAAGACUUUCUGAAAGACAGGUAAAAAUCUGGUUCCAGAACCGUAGAGCCAAAGAACGAAAAUUAAUGAAGAAGAAAAUGACAAAUUUUGAUGGCGGCAGCCUGAGUUCCAUCCACAGCGACUCUGGUUCAAUGAGUCCUGUCCCGAUUCCUGACCCACAGACUCAUUCAGAGAUGGCUGGUCCUCUGUUUCCACCGCCGCCCCCCCUGCCUCCGCUCCCAAUGAAUGGCUUGCAGCACAAUGGGAACAUUCAACAGGUUGUCGCAUCCCCAUAA
Eublepharis macularius is the source of this 840-nucleotide messenger RNA. Its product is annotated as homeobox protein CDX-1-like. Gene Ontology annotation, biological process: cell differentiation; animal organ morphogenesis; anterior/posterior axis specification. Lineage: Eukaryota; Metazoa; Chordata; Lepidosauria; Squamata; Eublepharidae. Gene Ontology annotation, cellular component: nucleus. The coding region runs from base 1 to 840 and encodes 279 amino acids. The transcript has 3 exons. Gene Ontology annotation, molecular function: RNA polymerase II transcription regulatory region sequence-specific DNA binding; DNA-binding transcription factor activity, RNA polymerase II-specific. The record is from RefSeq and is a predicted model, not a curated record.